ACCAAAGAGUGCUCGAGACAGAGAGAAAAGAAGUGACCCUCAAUCGACCCUCCACUACACUAGCCUAGUGGAUUCGAUUCCUUAGCGGUAGCCACAUGGCCGCCGCUCUAUCGCCGGCCUCUUCUCUCCGCCUCAACCCCUACUCCGCCGUCCGCUUUCUCUCCGUCUUCCGCAAACCGAAACCUACCUGGACCGUCCUCGCCCAACUCAAUGCCCUCACUCCCAAUCCUCCAAUCCCGCCAAAACCUAUUCGCUGCCUUACUCCCUUCCCGUUCGCCGACAAAACAGCUUUCCUAUCCCACCGGCGGAGCUUGUGCGCCGUUGUCGCCGGCGCUUUCUCCUCCGGCGGGGCCGUGGAGAAUCCGACUACCGAGCCUCUCGAAAAGAAGCAAACCGAAACUUCCUCCCAAGUCGGUGAAUUCCGGAAAAGGUUGAGGAUUGUGGAUAUAAAGGGAGGGCCUGACGAGGGCUUGGAUCGGCUGGGCCAGACUCUGGUCGUGCAAGGUUGGGUUCGGACACUUCGAGGGCAGAGCAGUGUCACAUUCAUCGAGGUUAAUGAUGGUUCGUGCCUCUCAAACAUGCAAUGUGUGAUGAAUUCAGAUGCUGAGGGCUAUGAUCAGUGGGAAAGUGGCUUAAUUGCUACUGGUGCUUCAAUAUGGGUGCAAGGGACCUUAGUAGCAAGUCAAGGAUCAAAGCAAAAAGUGGAGUUGAAAGUGGAAAAACUCAAGGCGGUGGGCAAGAGUGAUCCUUCAUUUCCCAUCCAAAAGAAAAGGGUCAGCAGAGAAUUCUUAAGAUUGAAAGCUCAUCUUCGGUCUAGAACAAACACUUUUGGGGCGGUUGCAAGGGUAAGAAAUGCCUUGGCCUAUGCUACUCACAAAUUUUUUCAAGAAAAUGGUUUUGUUUGGAUCUCAAGUCCUAUCAUCACUGCUUCAGAUUGUGAAGGAGCUGGUGAACAGUUCUGUGUGACCACUCUGAUUCCAAGCUGUCAAGAGCCCAGUAAUUCACCUGUUGAUGCUAUACCAAAGACAAAAGAUGGUUUUAUUGAUUGGUCACAGGAUUUCUUUGGUAAACCAGCAUUUUUAACUGUCUCUGGGCAACUGAAUGCUGAGACAUAUGCCACUGCUCUUUCUGAUGUGUAUACAUUUGGUCCCACCUUUCGAGCUGAAAAUUCUAACACUUCUAGACACUUAGCUGAAUUUUGGAUGAUUGAACCAGAACUUGCAUUUGCUGACCUGAAUGAUGACAUGGCUUGUGCGACAGCCUAUCUCCAGUAUGUAGUAAAAUACGUCCUUGAACACUGCAAGGAGGACAUGGAUUUCUUCAAUACUUGGAUUGAGAAAGGAAUUAUCAACCGAUUGAGUGAUGUGGUAGAGAAGAAUGUCAUACAGUUGUCAUAUACUGAUGCUAUUGAGCUUCUUCUAAGAGCAAAUAAGAAAUUUGAAUUCCCGGUGAAAUGGGGUUGUGACUUGCAAAGUGAGCAUGAAAGAUACAUCGCCGAAGAGGCCUUUGGUGGAUGUCCCGUAAUAAUAAGAGAUUAUCCCAAGGAGAUAAAAGCAUUUUAUAUGCGGCAAAAUGAUGAUGGAAAGACUGUUGCAGCCAUGGAUAUGUUGGUUCCUCGGGUUGGUGAACUUAUUGGUGGAAGCCAAAGAGAAGAACGUCUUGAAUAUCUAGAAGAUCGUUUAGCUGAGUUAAAGCUCGACAAGGAAAGUUAUUGGUGGUAUCUUGAUCUGCGGCGUUAUGGUUCAGUUCCCCAUGCGGGCUUCGGAUUAGGCUUUGAAAGGCUUGUGCAGUUUGCAACUGGGAUAGAGAAUAUAAGAGAUGCAAUACCUUUCCCGCGGACUCCUGGAUCAGCUGAAUUUUGAUAGGUGACCGUGUUCGUUGUGAUUCCCAGGAGGAGGAUUGAAGUUCGGCUGAGGCACAAGUAAAUGGCGGAAGGUUGGAUCAUGAUGCUGUUUCUUUAACCACCUAUUACACCAUAAAUGCUUCAUUUUGUACUAUUAUGGAGGGGCAUGCGUAAAGAGAUCUUGUAUCUGUGGUUGCAAAAUAAAUGAUUUAUUUGCAUAAUAUGCAAUACGUAUAUAAUAUAAGGUGAGAGCCUCGAGGUGGCUGCAAAUCUGUACCUGAAGACACCCACACAGCUUGAUUUGGCACUUUGAAAUGAAGAAAAAGUAUUAAUAGGCUCUGGUCACCCAGAUAUGUUUGCACGAGUGGAUUCUGUAAGAGAAUUUUGUAAUUCUGAAGAAAUGAAGCAGUUUGGAAGAAAAUUACGAGAA
Molecule: messenger RNA, 2273 nt
Organism: Diospyros lotus (date-plum)
Lineage: Eukaryota; Viridiplantae; Streptophyta; Magnoliopsida; Ericales; Ebenaceae
Product: asparagine--tRNA ligase, chloroplastic/mitochondrial
Exons: 16
Coding region: 96-1862 (588 amino acids)
Biological process (GO): asparaginyl-tRNA aminoacylation
Cellular component (GO): mitochondrion
Molecular function (GO): asparagine-tRNA ligase activity; ATP binding
Source: RefSeq, a predicted model, not a curated record